AUGGACGUGCCUUCCUUUCAGGAACAGCGAUCCUAUGACCUGAGGUGCUGGAAAUCAUGGGGUGAGGAGAGCAGCCACCAACCACCAGCCCGACGGGGUGAGCGUCGACGGAAUCAGGAGAAGGUGAAUCGGGGCGGUGCGCUCAAGUCACAAUCUAGGUCAAACUCGCAACGACGGAAACCUGGUCCCAAACCCAAGCGUGUGGAAGUGGAUAAGCCUGUGGAGGACUCUUCAGAGGCCCAUCUGGAUAAAUCAAAGCCGGAAAGCCCACCCACACCUGUGUCCCCAGAAUCGAAGCCCGUGGAAACCAAAACAGAAAUCCUUAGUGAUGGCGAAUCACUACCAGCUCCGAAACCUAAAGGAAGACAACCCAAAUCUGUUUCUGCCCGGAGAAAAUACAAUCGCGGCGAUGCAGCCGAUCACAUUGAUGAAGAAGCUUUCAAAGAUUUUGACUACCGUCUUUCUGGCACUGAGGAAUUCACCCCUGAACGAUGCGAGGAGCUGGAAACCGCUUAUUGGAAAUCCUUAAUGUACAACAAUCCUAUGUACGGUGCGGAUAUGCCUGGGUCCCUGUUCGAUGAUAGCGUAACGUCAUGGAACGUUGCCAAAUUACCGAAUCUACUUGAUGUGCUUGGCCAGAAAGUUCCUGGAGUUAAUACCGCUUAUCUAUAUCUGGGUAUGUGGAAGGCAACUUUCGCCUGGCACUUGGAGGAUGUGGAUUUGUAUAGUAUAAACUAUAUCCACUUUGGCGCCCCAAAACAGUGGUAUAGUAUUUCCCAGGAGGAUCUGGGAAAGUUCGAAGCGGCUAUGAAGAGUGUCUGGCCAACGGAUGCGAAAAACUGCGACCAAUUCCUUCGCCAUAAAACAUACCUUAUCUCCCCGUCUCUUCUAAAGUCGCAAUUUGGUAUCUCCGUGAACAAGAUGGUCCAUUAUGAGGGAGAGUUUGUCAUCACCUAUCCUUAUGGAUACCAUUCGGGAUUCAAUUUGGGAUACAAUUGUGCUGAAUCUGUGAACUUUGCGACCGAAAGCUGGCUGGACUAUGCUCGUGUCGCGAAGAAAUGCAAUUGUGAAGCUGAUAGUGUUUGGAUCGAUAUCGGUGAAAUCGAACGCAAACUGCGGGGCGAAUCUACACCGGAAUACUACGAUGAAAUCGGUAGUUAUCUGGACGAGAUGGACAUGGACGGGGUUUCAGAUCUGCUCACGCCUCCCCGUAGCGUCCCGGAAAAAUCCGGGACUCGACUCAAGAAACGGAAGCGCGAGGGCCACGAAUCGAAAGCUAAACGAGCCAAGCUACAUGUGGCUGGUCCGAAGAAGAUCCGUUGUGUCCUCUGUCCGAACACCAUGGAUUACGAGGAACUUCUUCCCACGGAAGAUGGCAAAUCUCAUGCCCACCGGAGAUGUGCAACUUAUAUCGAAGAGACGACAAUCCUUAUGGACGAUUCUGGCGCUGACGUUGUGUGCGACGUCGAUAAAGUUCCCAAGGCCGCUUGGGGUUGA
Messenger RNA from Histoplasma mississippiense, 1497 nucleotides. RefSeq lists its product as hypothetical. Lineage: Eukaryota; Fungi; Ascomycota; Eurotiomycetes; Onygenales; Ajellomycetaceae. The coding region runs from base 1 to 1497 and encodes 498 amino acids. The record is from RefSeq and is a predicted model, not a curated record. Gene Ontology annotation, molecular function: histone H3K36 demethylase activity; histone H3K9 demethylase activity. Gene Ontology annotation, biological process: chromatin remodeling. Gene Ontology annotation, cellular component: nucleus. The transcript has 3 exons.